This is a messenger RNA of Drosophila innubila, 1790 nucleotides long. RefSeq lists its product as uncharacterized. The coding region runs from base 88 to 1266 and encodes 392 amino acids. The record is from RefSeq and is a predicted model, not a curated record. The transcript has 3 exons. NCBI's taxonomy places the organism in Eukaryota, Metazoa, Arthropoda, Insecta, Diptera, Drosophilidae. Gene Ontology annotation, biological process: negative regulation of oxidative stress-induced intrinsic apoptotic signaling pathway.
GAAUUUUUAACUGAUAAAUAAAUCAUAGAAAUUGAAUUGAAGUUAGUCAUACAAAAGCAUAUUAUUAUAUUUAUAUAUUUCUUGAGAAUGUUUGAGGAUUCGCUGCUGAUUAUAAAGCCCGAUUAUAUGCACAAGCGUCGUCCGGUGCUGCUGAAGUUACUCUCUUGUGGAUUUCAGAUUCAAGGCAGCCGCAAGUUGAACUUUUCGCCAGAAUUGGCAGCCGAGUUCUAUGCAGAUUAUGUGGAUGAGAAGGGUUUUAUGCUGGAGGUUAUAUUGCUAUCAAAGGGCAUCUCUGAGGCAUUUAUACUGACCAAGGAGAAUGGAGUGCAAGAGUUGCUCAACAUUAUGAUUUGCUAUUUCGGUUCCACACCCGAGCUGGAACGCAAUAUUCAUGUCACCAAGCAUAUUGAUAGCGUGGCACGUGAAAUCACUUUUAUAUUUCCAAAUUAUAUCCAUGAACCUAUACAGCUCUUUGACCAAAGCAUCUUUUGCAAUCGUCCCAUGAUAAAGCCCUUGAUCUCGGAGAUCUAUGAUAUCAUGCAGAAUGUGGACUGCAGUCAGGAUGAUUGGAAGCGUCGAGUUGCCGACUACUUGGUACGCAGUAAUCCCACCUUGCCACUGAUCAGCAAUCAGUGUCAAGUGACUCCUGACAUGGGCAUGCAGGAGAAGGGACAACAGACGUCCAUGACAUACAAAUCUGUUGGCAAGACCAAGGCCAAGCCCAAGGAGAAGUCGGUGAGCAGCAGCUCAAUCUUGUCCAGCAGCACUCCACACUCAUCCAUGCUGCUGACCACAUCCUCCUGUGUCACUUGUGGUGGCUUCGAUCACACCGAGCCAUGUGUCUCCGAGUUGGAUCUUAACAAACGCGUUGAGCCGCAAAGCGACGAACCUGUUUGCAUGGAUGAGGAGAUUAUUUGGAAGGAGAUUGUGGUGUAUGAAGAAGAGCAGCCCGAGGAGGAGGAGCAGGGUAAGACUGAGAUGGGAUUAUUCGAUGAGGGUGGACAGGAGGGUAAGGACGAUGAAACGGAUUCGGAAUGCGAUGAACCAGCACGUGCGCCUGCUCCAAAGAUUGAAACGGAUUCCGAGAUUGAUGAGCUGGAUCAAGAGGUGGGAGAAGAAGCUGGUGAGGAAGCUGCUCCGCCUGCUGAAGAUGCUGCACCAGCUGCAGCUCCUCAAGAUUCGCCAACUACAGCUGAAGAGCCUGCUGCCGCUGCCGAGGAACCUGCUCCAGCUGAGCCAGCAGCAACAGUCGAGGAGGCGGAUUAAUUUGCACCUGUUGCAAACCGCAUGUUUAUGCUUUGCCAAAUAUUUUGUUUUCGUUUGGGGGCAUCUAAAAAAAAUUGCUGGUGUACAGAAAAAGAGACAAUCAAAAAAUAGAGCGCCUAACCCUGCAUCACUCUGCACCACCCACUUUACACCCACUCGACUUGCCACAGGAGCUGCAAUGCGCAUUCGCCAUGACCAGAAGGACAACAUGCACUUUUCACUCCAAAGCGAUUCACUCACACUCACAACAGUCCAGUGGCAAGUGGCAAGUGGCAGGUGGCAAGUGGCAAGUAGCAGUGGCAAAGUGUCAGUGCAACAGGACGAGCAGCUGCAACAUUCAAUGUAGAGUACACAAUUCGCGCCAGGUUUUAUCAAUAGCGUAAGCUAACUGCCUUUUUUUAGCUGUUAUUUUGUGGGCAAUAAAAAAAUGAAGAUAAAUACGAGUAUCUGUGUGUGAGUGUGUGUGUGCUGGAAUGUGUGUCAAUUGGGCGCGAAAUGUGUGUGCCUUUUAAAAUGUAAACUAA